AAGAGCUUUCCCAAGACAUCAGGAAACUUCCUUUACCUGGAGCAUGGAGUGGUGUGCCUGAACUAUAUUGGGCAUUUAUAUAUCCGAACACGCUCAGUUGACAAGACAGGAGAGGAGAAGAACUGUAUGAAGAGACACAAGAGUUUGUUUCUAUCACCAUAGCAGUUAGACACUAAGUCUGGGAACUGCCACCUUCAGCUCUAGUAAGACUCGUCUUUUAAAAAGGUCCUUUCUCACUCUACCUUGCCCCAGCACUGAGCAGCUGCCUGGGGGUUAGAAAAGUAGUGGAACCCACAGAGGAAGCUCUUCACAUUAUCACCAUCAUCAGUCAAACCUCCACCCAGACAUCCUGCCACCCCCAGACACUAUAAACUCAGAGCACCACUCCAGGCUCACUGGGGAUGUCGACGGAACGUCUACUGAACUUCUGGCAUCCCUCGGACUAAGCGAGAACUGAGAUGCAAUAGCCGAUAUCCAGUUCUGGCCAACACCUUGUGGAUACCUGGAGUCGACAGGACCCGCUGGCUUCAAAGUGAUACCAGAUCAUAAAUGACUUUGGACUCAGCUCUUUUGUACACAUUCACCUUUGCUUUCCAAGGUGAGGGAAACUAAAUACCAUGGAUACAGUCUCUUUAAAUGCAUCCCUGCAAUCUGGAGGGCAGAGUGCAGACAUAGACUCUCCCAGUCUGUCUAUGAAGUCCUUGGCUUUCACCAGUGACAGUGACUCUUUCCGGAGCAGACACUCGAACUUCUUCUUGUCUGCCAACUUCACCGCUGUUGUGGAGAAAUGCAUGAGCUCAAUGCAGACAGGCACUCAGAUGGUGAAGCUUCGCGGCGGCUCCAAAGGCCUGGUGCGCUAUUUCUUCCUGGAUGAGCACAAGUCCUGCAUCCGCUGGCGGCCCUCCAGGAAGAACGAGAGGGCUAAAAUCUCCAUUGACUCCAUUCGUGAGGUGUGCGAGGGCAAGCAGUCUGAGAUCUUCCAGCGCUAUGCAGAUGGCAGCUUUGACCCCAACUGCUGCUUCAGCAUCUACUACGGCGAGCACAUGGAGUCGCUCGACCUGGUCUCGGGCACCAGCGAGGAGGCGCGUACCUGGAUCACCGGCCUGAAGUACCUGAUGGCGGGCAUCAGCGAUGAAGACAGCCUGGCCAAACGUCAGCGGACCCGCGACCAGUGGCUGAAGCAGACCUUCAGCGAGGCAGACAAGAACGGCGACGGAAGCCUCAGCAUCAGCGAGGUGCUGCAGCUCCUACACAAGCUGAACGUCAACCUGCCCAGGCAGAGGGUGAAGCAGAUGUUCAAGGAAGCGGACACCGAUGAUAACCAGGGUACUUUGGGCUUUGACGAAUUCUGCUCCUUUUACAAGAUGAUGUCGACUCGGCGAGACCUGUAUCUGCUAAUGCUUACCUACAGUAACCAUAAAGAUUACCUGGACAGUGAGGACCUGACACGUUUCCUGGAGAAUGAACAAAAGAUGACCAAAGUCACAAAAGAGCAUUGCCUUGAAAUUGUUGCCAAAUUUGAGCCUUGUCCUGAAAACCAGACACUGGGGGUUCUAGGUAUUGACGGUUUCACGAAUUACAUGCGCAGCCCAGCUGGGGACAUCUUUAACCCCGAGCACCAUGAAGUCAACCAGGAUAUGACCCAGCCUCUGUGUAACUACUUCAUCGCCUCGUCUCACAACACCUAUCUGAUGGGAGACCAGCUGAUGUCUCAGUCCAGGGUGGACAUGUACUCCUGGGUGCUGCAGGCAGGCUGCAGAUGUGUGGAAGUGGAUUGUUGGGAUGGGCCGGACGGGGAGCCAAUAGUACACCAUGGCUACACCCUAACCUCCAAGAUCCUCUUCAAGGACGUCAUCGAGACCAUCAACAAAUACGCGUUUGUCAAGAACCCGUAUCCGGUCAUCCUGUCUAUCGAGAACCACUGCAGCGUGCCUCAGCAGAAGAAGAUGGCUCAGUAUCUGGUGGAGAUCCUGGAUGAGAAGCUCGACGUGUCCUCCAUCAGCGUUAUGGAGUCUGGGCUCCUGCCCUCGCCUGAAGCCCUCAAAGGCAAAAUACUUGUCAAGGGCAAGAAGUUGCCAACCAACAUUGAUGAGAAUGCGGAGGAGGGCGAUGUGUCGGACGAGGACAGCGCCGACGAAAUGGAGGAUGACUACAAGCUGAUGAACGGAGAUACGUCCAUGAACAGGAAGCAUGUGGAGAACGUUGCAAAAAAAAAGCUGGACAGCCUGAUGAAAGAGUCUCAGAUCCGGGACCGUGAAGACCCGGACAGCUUCACCCUGGCGGCCCUGCCUCCCUCAGGCAAGCCCAGCGAGAAGGCUGCUGGGAAGGGCAGAGGAGAAGACAGUACAGACACGGGAGACGAGGCCAUCCCCAGCGCGAACAAGAAGUUGGCCAAAUCCUUUAUGGGCAGCUUCUCCAAACGCAAGAAAAAGUCGAGCAAGCUGAAGAAGGUGUCCAGCUUUGAGGACACAGACACAGAUCAGGAGAGCUCAGGCAGCGCAUCACGAGCCCCCUCGCACCACAGCAGAAGGAAGAAAACCAUGAAACUGUCCAGGGCUCUGUCUGACCUGGUAAAAUACACGAAAUCUGUGGCCAUGCAGGAGCUGGAGACCCAAGGUGGGACCAGCUGGCUGGUGUCCUCGCUGAGCGAGACCAAGGCUCAACAGCUGCUACAGCAAAGGCCCACCCACCUCGUGCGCUUCAACCAACGGCAGCUUUCGCGCAUCUACCCCUCGCCCUACCGUGUCGACUCCAGCAACUUCAACCCGCAGCCCUUCUGGAACGCCGGCUGCCACCUGGUGGCUUUAAACUACCAGUCCGAGGGCCGGGUCCUUCAGAUGAACAGGGCCAAGUUCUACAGCAACGGCAACUGCGGCUAUGUCCUCAAGCCCGAGUGCAUGUGUGAAGGCUCCUUUAGCCCGAUGCUGGAGGACCCGCGGCCUGGGCAGAUGAGGAAGCAGCUGGUGCUGAAAUUAAUCAGCGGGCAGCAGCUGCCCAAACCCAAGGACUCCAUGCUGGGAGACCGCGGAGAGAUCAUAGACCCCUUCGUGGAAGUGGAGAUCAUUGGCUUGCCUGUGGACUGUUGCAAGGAGCAGACCCGAGUGGUUGAUGACAACGGAUUCAACCCCAUGUGGGAGGAAACCCUGGUCUUUACUGUGCAAAUGCCAGAGAUUACACUCGUGCGCUUCCUAGUCUGGGAUCACGACCCCAUUGGCCAGGACUUCAUCGGCCAGAGGACCAUCGCCUUUAACAGCAUGAUGCCAGGUUACCGUCACGUGUAUCUGGAGGGAAUGGAAGAAGCAUCCAUCUUUGUCCAUGUGGCUCUGAAUGACAUCACUGGUAAGGCACGGCCGGCCAGCGGAAUAAAAGGGCUGUUCCACAGAAACCCAAAGCAGGCUUCUCUAGACAGCCAUGCUGCUGUGCUACGCGGCCGUAAGGCCGCCUUUGGUGCCCACCUGCUUCGCCGCACGGCCAGCGCGCCCACCAAGGGCCAGCCCAAGGCCAAGCGCGGCUUCCCUGAGAUCUCCAUCGACACCAAAGACUGCAGCUCAGAGGGCGCCAGUGAGGAGUGCGAGUUGGAGGAGGCUCCAGACGCCCACCCCAGCAGGGACGCUGCCUCGGCAGCUGUGGCGGACACGGCCACGGCGGCUACGGUUACGGCGGUUACAGGAGCGGCGCGAUCGUGGGAGCACGGCACCGAUGGGCAGCUCCAGCCGGACAACGGUAAAGUGCAAAACUGACGGGCUGGUCACAGCCAGACCCUUCCCCCGUGCGGGGGCUCACUCCAUCCCCACACGACUUGGAAUCCAUUGCUGAA
Molecule: messenger RNA, 3817 nt
Organism: Electrophorus electricus (electric eel)
Lineage: Eukaryota; Metazoa; Chordata; Actinopteri; Gymnotiformes; Gymnotidae
Gene: plch2a
Product: phospholipase C, eta 2a
Biological process (GO): phosphatidylinositol-mediated signaling; release of sequestered calcium ion into cytosol; phosphatidylinositol metabolic process
Molecular function (GO): phosphatidylinositol-4,5-bisphosphate phospholipase C activity; calcium ion binding
Source: RefSeq, a predicted model, not a curated record